Betta splendens (Siamese fighting fish) is the source of this 4277-nucleotide messenger RNA. RefSeq names its product G-protein coupled estrogen receptor 1-like. Gene Ontology annotation, cellular component: membrane. The coding region runs from base 2896 to 4032 and encodes 378 amino acids. Gene Ontology annotation, molecular function: G protein-coupled receptor activity; nuclear estrogen receptor activity. Gene Ontology annotation, biological process: cellular response to estradiol stimulus; G protein-coupled receptor signaling pathway. The record is from RefSeq and is a predicted model, not a curated record. The transcript is spliced from 3 exons. Lineage: Eukaryota; Metazoa; Chordata; Actinopteri; Anabantiformes; Osphronemidae.
CUGAAAGUAUGCUGGUGGGGUGCUGCCACCAAAAUACAGGAGCUCGAAGUGAGCGGCCGUUUCCAUGCACCAAGCAUCGCUUCGGACCUUUAAUCGGCAGAGACGGACGCAGAGCAGCGAGAGGAGCGAGUAACGGUGGCGGAAAUGUCUAAUCACAGCACUGCUGCACCGGCGCUCAACACUUCCACCAUCCUUAUCGUGGACGCCGCCACCGUGAACGCGUCCACUUCGGGAGCCGCCCCCACCCUUCCGCCUGAGAUUGCGGCCAAUGACAUAACAUCCAGAGCAAAUUACUUCUACAGCUUUUUAGCGAGUCUGGGCUUCGUCGCGGGCUGUUUCCUGCUCUACAGCUUCAUUCAGACCUACAGGGCUCAGCGGCGCCUGGCCUGGCUGGAAUGUCUGCUCUGGGUCUUCUGUAGCUUCCAGCUGCUGCUGCUGCUCCUCUCUCUCCACAUUGUGGCCUACAGGCCCAGCUACAUGGAAACCACAGGUCUUGGCUGUGCUGUUCUCUCCUUCUUCAUCAACAUGGCUUCCCUGUGCGGCCUCCUGGUCUUAGUUCUUAUGGCGUAUGUCCUAACCUUUGACCCCCCGUCCCACGCCCUGCUGCGGAAGCCAAGGGUUUGUGGUCCUCUUGUGGUCCUGUCAUCUUUUCUGACCUGUUUGCUGCUGGCGGGGCUCAGAGGAACAGGCCGCGGAGCCCAGCAUGACCACAUAUGCAUUAUGGAUCCGGUCCGCGUUUCAUAUGCAGCGACCAAGAUGUGCCUGGUGUUUCUGGCUCCCUACAGCCUCCAAACGGGCCUGCUGAUAGUCGGCUGUGCCCGGCAGUGGAAGUCUAAGGGGCGCUUUCUGUCAGGCUCCGAGGAGGGUCCCAUGUUCCUGACGGUGACCGGGGCCAUGUUUUGCUGCUUGCUCUUCUAUAACGUGGUGCUGCUGAGAGGAGUGCAGGGACAGACCACGGGGGAGCGGAGCCCCAUGGAGCGUGCGCUUCACACCGUGGCGGAGUUGGUCCUGUUCUCAGGGAGCAGCGUCAGCCUCCUGCUGGUGCUGGCCAUCCGCAGGCCGUGUCGGGACAGUCUCGUCCAGGUGUUUCGGCAGCUGAGGGACUGCUGUCAGAGGCCGGGGCGCCCACAGCAGAACAGAAACAUCAUAGCCCCACACAUCGAGAUCGUAGACACACUGCAGGACAUAGAGAAGGACUCUUCUGAUGGAUAUUAAAGGCGUUUGAGAUCUGAUGUAUUCACCAGAAAGGUAUUCAUUUCUAAAUCUUAACAUGCUUUUGCCAUUUUAAGUGACUGUGUAGCUGUUUCGCAUACAUGUCCACACUUGAUGAAAGUGAAAGUAUUUUUUUUAUAAUUGUCUGUUUUGUAAUUUGUUUAUCUAAAAAAGCUAUUUGCCUAAACAUGUUUUGCACAGAGCACCUGAAAAAAACCUCAAAUCCUAAAAAUCCUCAUAAGCAAAGGUAUCAGAAAAAUAAUUAUAAGAUGGGAUGUGUAAAAACAUUGAUCUAGAUAAAUAUAUAUAUUUUAGUGCAUAUAGAUAUUUACAUUGAGUCGUCAUUUGAAGAGGCUGUAAAAUUAAAAGGUGUUGCUACAGAAGAUUCUUACUGUAAUUAGAAUUGAUCUCAAAUAAGAAACAGUGAGCUUAGACUGUCCUAUAUUCUAUUUGUUUUGUGUAAAUAUGUUGGUAGUCUGUUAUUGCAAAAUGUCCCCUGACUCCCAUAUUUAUAUAUUUUUACAUAAACAAACAACAAAACACCCACACAGGCCAUUUUAUUAGGUACACCUGUACUAAACCUAUCAUUCCUCAGUUUGCUAUCAGGAAGGUGUUAAUACUCAAUGUUUACUCAAUGUACUUGCAUUUUUUUUUGGCUGCGUGCAUAAAUGACCACCACCCAUUAAAUCAGUGGGUACAGCUGUUCAGGUUGCCAGUGAGUGUAAAUUGUAUAGUUACAGUGUUAAAAGACGAACUUGUUUUUGCAAUAAAACACAAAAUACAUAUAAUAAAACAAAUGAAAUAAAAAGUGUUGUCCUAUAGUCAAAGAAUUAAAUGGAACCUAUGAUAAAAAGGAAACUGGGGUUGCACGUCUGGCUUAAAAAGACACAAUUUCUCUUGUGCAUGUGUGCGCCCACAUGAUGUGCUUGUGUUUGUCGCUGUGGUGGGUGGCGGUUCACUGUGAGCUCUCAGUCAAAGGACAGGGACCAGACGCACAACAGCCAGGAAGCCUCGGUAAGUUAAGCUAUUGUCUGUGCGAGUGUUUGUUGCUGCCUGACUUACAAUGUCUUGUAGCUUUAGCAAAUUCUACAUUAUUUUAUUUUUAAGCAAACUGCAUAACUAUUAGAAUGUUUAAAGCUGAUUUUUAGGAAAUUUGGAUUAAAGAAGUGGAUCAAUUUCAGGAAGCAAGAGAGAAGUCUUAACAAAUACAAAUCAAAAAUUCAUGGUUUACGGCUUAAAUGCCUGUCCACCACUAUCACAAUUAUGUAUUCUCAUAAUAAACUAUAUGACAGAAAAAGAACCGGUCAACUAAAAGUGCACCGUGUAUCUAAUUAUGCCUGUGUCAUGUUUGUAUGAUCAUAGAUGCACUUUUUUUCCCAUUUUUAAUAUAUGUUUUUAAUUUUGUGGCUGGACACUGCGUAUAGAUGGCAGUUCACACACUGUCACUGUAUCUGAUGGAGCUUGAGAAGAUCUGCCUGGAAGAAUGGGAUAAACUACCCAAAUGCAGAACAAACAGUGGGCACCGGCUCUUCUGUCUCUCCAGGACGACCACAGUGCGGCAAGAGGAAACAGAUGGCACCUCGGACUCAACAGGGGCUAACGAUCCUCAGAAAGCGAACAUCUACGAAGACCUAAUGCUUCGCCACCACAAACACUAGCUCCAGACAAGGGCUGCAAUGGAAUAUGGACAACACAAUGUACCCAGGUUACGGGGUAAUGAUGGAGUAUAACUCCACGGUACACAUUAAUGGCACUCGUGUAGUGGUGUCUGCAGGUUAUCUGCAGGCGGCUACAGAAAACCAUCAGCAGUACAUUGUUGGCCUCAUCCUGUCCAGCCUCUACACCAUAUUCCUGUUCCCUGUUGGCCUGAUUGGGAACAUCCUAAUCCUAGUAGUCAACCUGGAUCACAGCGGCCACUUGACAGCCCCAGACCUGUACUUCGUUAACCUGGCUGUUGCCGAUCUUGUGCUUGUGGCCGAUUCAGUGAUCGAGGUGUUAAACCUAAAGCAGGGGUACUACGACACGGCCGGCCUUUGCACGUUUAUGAACCUCUUCCAGCAGGUCAACAUGUACAGCAGCGUUUUCUUCCUCACCUGGAUGGGCUUUGACCGGUACGUUUCGCUUACUGGAGUCAUGGGUCGCAGCAUGCCGCGGGCACGCCUCACCUGCUGCCUCGUCUGGGCGUCUUCGUCUUCGCUCACCCUGCUGCCUUUCGCGAUAGCUCAGGUGCAACACGCUGGAGAAAGCCACUUCUGCUUUGCCAACGUGACACAGAUCCUGUGGCUGGAGGUGAUGCUGGGGUUCUUACUGCCUUUCUGCAUCCUGGCCCUGUGCUAUUGGAGAAUAGCCAAGGUACUUCUGCACAGCCAGAGGGUGCAAGUCGGCGCCCAGCAGAGGCCUUGCAGGCAGAAAGCCCUGCGCAUGAUCUCAGCAGCAGUUCUGGUGUUCUUUUUCUGCUGGCUUCCGGAGAAUGUGUUUGUCAGUAUUCACCUUCUGAGGGCCAACACAGGCAGCAACACACUGUGGCAGGACUACCCCCUGACAGGACACGCUGUAAGGCUGGCUGCCUUUUCAAACAGCUGCCUGAACCCACUGAUCUACAGCUUCCUCGGGGAGACCUUCCAGGUUAAAAUGAGGGUUUUCCUCCAACAGAAGGGCAAAAGGACUAAACACAGGACAUUCACAGGAAAGUCCAGCUAUAUACCAGCAGCAAACACAUGUACACAUGUAAUAUGUGACGGACCAAGUCAGUUCACAAGAUUAAGCUCCAACAGCCUUCUACGAACUGUUUUACCAGACUCCAAUACAUCCAGUACGUAACACAGGAAAUGUGACAUAUAUUGCUGCUAUGACCAUGAAGACAGUCAAUAAAAGUGGGACAAUGUGGCAGAACAUUGUAUGAUGUUAAAUGUAUUAACCAAUAAUUAACACAAAAUAAUGUACAUUAAAAUCCAUCAUACAUACAAAUGUAAUUCUUGCAACAGCAACACAAAUCAGCUGUCGGAGCCCAACUGGCUACUGAAAACAUCAUAAAACAUUAUAAGAAAAUGUAUUCUUACCUCAUU